This is a messenger RNA of Odontomachus brunneus, 1795 nucleotides long. RefSeq names its product V-type proton ATPase subunit E (gene Vha26). Gene Ontology annotation, biological process: proton transmembrane transport. Lineage: Eukaryota; Metazoa; Arthropoda; Insecta; Hymenoptera; Formicidae. The record is from RefSeq and is a predicted model, not a curated record. Gene Ontology annotation, cellular component: proton-transporting two-sector ATPase complex, catalytic domain. Gene Ontology annotation, molecular function: proton-transporting ATPase activity, rotational mechanism. The coding region runs from base 199 to 879 and encodes 226 amino acids. The transcript has 5 exons.
AUCAUGCGGGUGUGAGUUUCGGAACGAUGGUCACACUUCGGGUCAUAUGAUCGACGUUACGCGAGAAUUGAUGUUCCGUCAUAGGCGUUGACUUCUCCCCGGUGUGCGCUUUGCUCUUGAGUUUCUACGAGUUUCUCGAGUGCUUUCCAACGAAUUUCGCACGUUCCUUUCGUGGAGCAGAAAUACACACGGAGCACCAUGGCCCUCAGCGAUGCCGACGUGCAGAAGCAGAUCAAACAUAUGAUGGCCUUCAUAGAACAAGAGGCCAAUGAGAAGGCAGAAGAGAUAGAUGCCAAGGCUGAAGAGGAAUUUAACAUUGAAAAGGGACGUCUUGUGCAGCAACAACGUCUCAAAAUUAUGGAAUACUAUGAGAAAAAAGAGAAGCAAGUUGAACUGCAAAAAAAGAUACAAUCCUCGAACAUGCUUAACCAAGCACGAUUGAAGGCUUUAAAGGUACGCGAAGACCAUGUACGCAAUGUCCUUGAUGAUGCUAGAAGAAGAUUAGGUGAAGUAAUUCACGAUACUGGCCGAUAUAGAGAGAUUCUUCAGCUGCUGAUUAUCCAAGGCCUUUAUCAAUUGACCGAACCGCAGAUUACUCUACGCGUGCGUCAAGCCGAUAUACAUCUUGUAGAAUCACUUCUCGAGAGUAUUCAACAACAAUAUAAGCAAAUGACUAAAAAAGACGUUAUCCUGAAAGUUGAUCCCGAUAACUUCUUGCCCAGCGAAAGCUGCGGAGGUGUGGAUUUGUUAGCAUCUAAAGGACGCAUAAAAGUGAGCAACACUUUGGAAACCAGAUUAGAGCUUAUAGCUCAGCAGUUGGUACCCGAGAUCCGUUGCGCCUUGUUCGGACUCAAUCCGAACCGCAAAUUUAACGAUUAAGCCACUUUUUCUUGACAGCGGUGACUCUCCAAAACAUUCCCUCUUAUCAAACAAAUUAUUGUCGCCUUUCACUCGUGUAUUCCGUAGGAUAAAAUUAGCGUACAAUAUUUUCCUUUCGUCGAGACUCGCGUUCAAUAUUCUCAAUGAAAGUAUCCAACACGACGGAUCGCCGUGCAAUAUAUAAUCACCAUUGGAGCAGUGAACAGACUGUAUUAUUUUACGAGAACACUCAAUAAAAUUAAUAUGAAAUAUCGCAUGUAAAGCGAUAAAAGAGAGAAAAUACUUCACACACACUGGUAAUAAUAUUGUCAGCUGUCAAAUUUUCAAGAAAGGUCAGUGUUCGUAAAUAAUACAAAGCAUACUUUCUUAGGCGAUUAGGAAUGUUAACUAAUGGAGUUCAUAAUGAUAGUUAAUGUUUUUGGCUGCUUAUGUUAAAAAAUGAAUAGCAAUUGCGCGAAGAGCAUAGUACGUUCGAUAUCGUGCAGAAAAUCGUACAAAUAAAGAUAUUAGCUGUCGAGUUCGUUUUAUGUGUAUAUAAGUGUAUAUGUACUCUCUUAUAUACAUAUAGAGCAUAUCGGUAUAUUAUGUACAUUAUGUAAAAAACAACGAUAUAUCAAUACAUAAAUAUAUUAUAUUAAUCGUUGUUGUUGUUAUUAUUGUAAACUUUUAUUUGGAAAAACUUCAGUUUUACAGGAGUAUAAUAUUAGAGAUUUGUUAUAUUAAUUUAAGGCAGCAUAUAUAACAAUGGCAUAUAUAACAACAUUUAUAAUAGUGUACGUAAUUUUUUUUGUGUAUAUAACUUUUCACUAAUUAUGUCCUAUACUCUUGUAAGAUUAAGUGUACCAAAUACUGUGUUCCAUCAUUAUGCAUAUGAAUGUACUGAGAUAUACAGAUAAAUAAAAUAUAUUGAGAUGUG